Molecule: messenger RNA, 1640 nt
Organism: Diachasmimorpha longicaudata
Lineage: Eukaryota; Metazoa; Arthropoda; Insecta; Hymenoptera; Braconidae
Exons: 3
Coding region: 1-1308 (435 amino acids)
Molecular function (GO): protein binding
Source: RefSeq, a predicted model, not a curated record
AUGAGUGUGAGCAAGAGAAGAAGACUGUCAACGUCAUGUUCGGAGGCUACGGAGAAUGUCAAAACCAAGGUGGUUUUUACACUCGAGACACUUCCACCGGAAGUACUGGAGACCAUUUUGGGUUUCUUACCGAUGCAGACGGUUGCUGGAACUUUUCGACUUGUUUCAAGGCAUUGUCAAUUAGUUGCUAAUAUGCUUCUGAACGGGGCAUUUUUCUCAGCUGGCCACCGACUCGAGUCCACCCUAAACUUCGCCAAGGAGCGAAUCUACACAGCUAAAAAUAAUACCGACCUCCUAGUCUUCACGAAAGCCUUCAAUAUUCUCGAGCUAGUUCACAUGCAAUACCGCCUCCUCCGUGCCGUUACCUGGCGUUACACCCAUCCCCCACGUCCUGAAAGAUUUCCCAGGCUGUGCUUUUAUCCUGGUGGCCUCUUAGACCAGCUAAAUCGCAUUCUUUAUCUGACAAAAGCCCAACCAGCCUCUCUAAUCGGACCUAAUGGACCGGAGGCUAUCAUCUCGAGUUUCUCUCAUUUCUGCAAACGUUUCAUGAAUUAUUUUGAAAAGGUGUCAGAGAGAAAAUUUAACAGAUCUCUACUCAUCUCCGGUUGCAAGGCAGUCGACAUUCUGGAUUGUUUGGCUGAGGGCCGCAAGAUUCUCUCCUUUAGAGUGACCCCAGGCCGUGGUAACCGAGGUAGCAUCGUCUGUAUGCGCCUUCAGUACACGAUGCGUCGUACUUGGUUUACCUGUCUACAGGUGCCCUGUACUGUAGAUGAAGGUUCUUGGCGUGAUGAGCAGAGAUUUAUGUAUCUACGUCUACGACGUUUAGUGGCUAGUGUAAACGAGCAUUACUACGAGGGGAAACAUUUUGGAAGAGAAAUUUCCAUCCAGACUAGAACAGCCGUUACCCCCCAAGUCAUCCUUCCCUCCACCUACUCAGGAUAUGGAGAAUAUGGUGGAAAAUUCUUCUACUACGGCAACAUGAAUACACAGGCGUAUACAACAAAGUGGCACCGACCCGCUGAAUCUGAAGAGCAUCUGGAGUAUCCAGAAGAACAGCGAAAGGACAAGAAACUAUUCCCAACAUACGAUCUCGUCAUAGGAAUCGAACUUCGCUGCUCACCGGAGCUUGCACCUCUCAUCAUCAGACCUAUUCUUAGGAGCGACGAUGUCGACAACAAUCGACCACUCUCCCACAACCCUGAGAUGUACCUCAAAAUGACUGUCAAUUGUCCAGCAUCCAGGGCUAAUCGAUUGCCUGGACACUUUGUCUGGGAACAACGUGCGUGCAAGGGGAAACCACCUUCUUGACACUUUUUUUUCGGAUGGAGGGCAGCAUAUUUGCUUGUUGUUGAAUUAUACAUUCUUGUAUGUCGUAUUUUUAAUUUUUAAGUCUAUGAAAAUGAUGUUGUAUGGGAUAAUAAAUUGAUGGACGUAUAGAAUGGAUUAAUAAAAAAAAUCAUGUGAAACUUCUGAGCAUAACUUGUGGAAUUUGGCUGGAAUCAAGGACGAAAACUUCUGGAGUAUUUUUCAAAAACAUAAUGACAGAACUUUAAAAAUGAGUUCACCUCUACGUCGUAUUUUUAAACAUUUUUAAAAAAUAUUUAUCGUUAUCAAAGUACUUUAAAUUUAUUUUAUUUGGC